This is a messenger RNA of Paramecium tetraurelia, 624 nucleotides long. RefSeq lists its product as uncharacterized. Gene Ontology annotation, biological process: translational initiation. Gene Ontology annotation, molecular function: translation initiation factor activity; RNA 7-methylguanosine cap binding. Gene Ontology annotation, cellular component: eukaryotic translation initiation factor 4F complex. The record is from RefSeq and is a predicted model, not a curated record. The transcript has 4 exons. Lineage: Eukaryota; Ciliophora; Oligohymenophorea; Peniculida; Parameciidae.
AUGGCUCACAAGUUAUCUUAGAAUUGGGUCUUCUGGUAUGCUCCAAGAGGCAGGAAGGCUAUAGCAGGAUCAGAUCAUUACGAUGUGAACCUAAAAGAGAUUGGGGAAUUUAAUACAGUGGAGGAAUUCUACAGUUAUUAUUGUUAUUUACAGAGACCAAGUGAGGUGGACAUCGAUAAUAAAAUCAUGAUGUUCAGAAAGGAACAUAAGCCAAUGUGGGAGGAGUGUUUGGACGGCGGAACUUGGAUUAUCCACUUUAAGAAGAGGGAAAGCGAAUUGCUGAAUAAGAAAUGGGAGGCUCUUCUUUUAGGUUGUUGGAUUUGGUUCGAUGAUGACAAUGUCAUUGGAGUGGUGCUUUCGAUUAGGGAGAGAAGGAAUUUGCUGGAGAUUUGGUUGAAGGACAGGAAGGAGAGUGAGAAGAUCAGAAUAGGCGAGAAGUUGAGAGUGGCACUCGAGAUGGAUCCCAACAAUCUCACCUUCUUUUUCAAGGAACACAGUAAGAGUUUAAAUGAUAAAUCGACCAUGAAGGGAGCUGAAUCCUACACCUUUGUCAAAACUCCCCUUGAAACUCCGUAGACAGAACCCAAAGGGCAACAUCCAGAUCUAGAUUAAUUCAAGCUUUGA